Messenger RNA from Drosophila gunungcola (fruit fly), 851 nucleotides. RefSeq names its product trypsin beta-like. The transcript has a single exon. Gene Ontology annotation, biological process: proteolysis. The coding region runs from base 47 to 790 and encodes 247 amino acids. Lineage: Eukaryota; Metazoa; Arthropoda; Insecta; Diptera; Drosophilidae. Gene Ontology annotation, molecular function: serine-type endopeptidase activity. The record is from RefSeq and is a predicted model, not a curated record.
GGAUCACAUAGCUUUUCAUCACUCAUCCCUUCAGCUCCAGCUCGAAAUGUUCGUCCAGUGGAUUUUCCUGAUCUCCAGCGCCACCCUGAUCUCCUCUAAAUGGACUCCGGAACGCAUCGUGGGAGGUCACUUGGUGUCCAUUGAAUCGGUUCCCUGGCAGGCUUCCCUCCUAAAAAAUGACAAAUAUGAUUGCGGCGCUGUCAUCUAUAGUGAGACAGUAGUUUUAACAGCAGCUCAUUGUGUCAAAGACCCAUCGCCUUCUCUUUACUCCGUAAGAGUGGGCUCAUCGAGUUCUGAAUUCGGAGGUCAAGUGGUGAAGGCAUUGCGAGUCCUAAAACAUGACAAGUAUGGUCAGCCUUUUAAUGUGUCCAAUGACAUAGCAGUGAUCCAACUUCAAUCCAGUCUUCAAAUGGGAGUUGGUGUGAGUUCCAUCCCACUGGCCGAUAGUCCUCCGCGACCUGGAUCUUCAGUCUCAGUUUCUGGAUGGGGAAAGACCGGAUUAUUUAAGGAGGGUUCUGAGCUUCUACUUGAGACCACAGUGGCUAUUGUGGAUCAGAAUGCCUGCAAAAAAUCCCAUUACGGAAGAAUUUCCAAGGACAUGAUUUGCGCCGCUGCUUUGGGAAAAGAUGCCUGCAACGGGGAUUCAGGAGGUCCUUUAGUAUCCAGAGGCAAACUUGUGGGCCUUGUCUCCUUUGGUGGAUUUGUCUGUGCUAGUCCCUUUCGCCCUGGAGUCUAUGCUAAUGUAGCUGAGCUCAAGCCUUGGAUCUUAAGGACUAUUCAAAGCCUUUGAAGCAGCCAGUGUACUCUUCUAUUAAAAAAAAAAAAAAACAGAGUGAAUAAAAAACGGGCUU